Messenger RNA from Striga asiatica, 399 nucleotides. The record is from the annotation of a GenBank genome assembly. Lineage: Eukaryota; Viridiplantae; Streptophyta; Magnoliopsida; Lamiales; Orobanchaceae.
AUGGCUGGAUCGGGUUUUCAUGGGAUUCAAACUGCAUGGACGCGCAGUCUCGAUGAGGGCUCGCGACCGGACAGGGCGAGGGUUCGCCGGCGAUACUGGAAUGCGUGGCUUGAUGCUCGUCAAGAUGGCAGGCGGUCGGUGAUGCGAUACGCUAAGGCCUUCUCGUGUGCGUGCUGGGGCAUCACCGACGACUGGGAAAGCUUGGACGACCCACCAACGCAGAGCAUUGCGGCAACUGAGUGCUCUGUGCCAAGCGAGGGUAACGUGGCAUGGAGCGUGAGCACGGCCGAGUGCUUUGACAAAGCCAGCAUCUCUAAUUUCGCAGUCUCCGCUUCGGAGGCCCACGACGAGGCAUGUUUUUGGCGAGGGGCGGUAGAAGAAGGUAUGCGUCGGGUAUAG